AAUAGUCAUCGUGAUGGUAAGAACGACGCGAAGUCAGAUGCUGCUCGAUUUAUCAAGGUCUCUCUUUAAAAGCUAUGAUUAAUCAUUUAAGUGUGUAUUAGCACUCGACUCUACAAGACCACACAAAGUACCGGUGUCAUACAGGUUCACCAACAGAGUAAUCAACUCAGUAAUCAACUACUGGAAGAAAUUAUGUCCGUAAUUUCAAAUGAUUCUUUCAAGAUAUCUCUAGCUACUCAGUGAAGUUGAACAGAAAAGGACUACCAAAAGCAGACGCCCUCUGUCCUUUGUGCACAUAUAUGAACCUAUCGUUACAGCGGGACAGUAAAGCUGAACGUUUAGGCAGUUAGUUAGAAGUUAAUUGAGCUGGGAAAAUACGCGCAUCUCAUCGGGGUAUUUACUCCAACAGCAAUUCCAGCCAACUGUUUAAGUUGUUUAUCACACGAUUCUUUAAAGAAAAUGACUGAUGGCAAUGAGAAACUUAAACAAAUGGAGGAGGAGAUGGAUAGAUUCGAGGCUGAAAUUGCUCAUCAGUCGUCAGGCAAGACACCAAAUACCAUUCCAAUCUCUGGCGGAUUUACAUUCCCUCCUGUUACUAGCUUUAUGCCUCCCCAGUUACGUGUUCAUCAAAACCCGACCAACGUCGUGCAGCCAGUUUAUUCGGUCUUGCCACUGCCUCCCGGGGUUCCCAUGUUUGUUCCCCUUUCUCAACCUCCUGUGUCUUGUUACCAUAUGAAUGUCGCUCACACGCAGUUGCCGCCAUCAAAUCCUGUUUUCAUGCCUUCAAAGGCAUCUAAUAUGUCGAUCCCAACACCAAAAGUGGAAAUGUCUCCCGUUUCAUCAGUUAACAAAGAGACUGUUAGUGAACAUAACCCAACUCAAAAAGUUAUAUCUGCUCCACCACAAAUGGCUGGACCAAACGAGUUAGCGGCACGAGCCAAGCAAGCCGCUGCGGCGGUUGCAGCUGCCAAGUCUAAAGCUGAAGACGAAGACGAUGAUGUUACUCGAGCAUUGCUAGCUGCGGCAGCGGGAGUUACUUAUACUCGAGUUCAGGGGCCAGAUGGAAAAGAAAAGGUUUUAGCAAGUAUCACUAAACCUCCGCUAACACCAGUCGUUACACAAUCAAGUAAAAAAUCAAAGCUAACCGAUCUCAAUACAGAUACGGAAGUGAACAAAGUAACACAAACAACAAUAUUACCACCGGUACCACCUACAAUUUAUCGUUCUGCUAGUACAACUACAAAUGAUCAAGUCUAUAAAAAGAAAAAAUACAUUCGCACAGCUGCUGGAGCCACUUGGGAAGAUCCGACUUUGGUUGAAUGGGAUCCAAAUGACUUCCGAUUAUUUUGUGGGGAUUUGGGAAAUGAAGUGACAGAUGAUACUCUAGCACGAGCAUUUAACCGCUACCCUUCCUUUCAAAAAGCAAAAGUUGUUCGAGACAAACGUACCAGUAAAUCUCGUGGUUAUGGUUUCGUUAGCUUUUCUGAUCCUGGAGAUUUCACACGUGCCAUGCGAGAAAUGAAUGGUAAAUAUGUUGGUAAUCGUCCGAUCAAACUGAAAAAAAGCGAGUGGCGUAAUCGUCAACUGGAAGUCCAUAGAAAAAAGGAGAAAGAAAAACGGAAACUUGGUUUGAAAAACUGAUAUUUUUAACCGAGGUCUAUUAAAUUUAUCCUGUGAAUAUUUUCCUACUUUUGAAAUACAAAGCCUCAAGAUAAUCAUAGCA
This is a messenger RNA of Schistosoma intercalatum, 1723 nucleotides long. NCBI's taxonomy places the organism in Eukaryota, Metazoa, Platyhelminthes, Trematoda, Strigeidida, Schistosomatidae. The record is from the annotation of a GenBank genome assembly.